Molecule: messenger RNA, 1162 nt
Organism: Tachysurus fulvidraco (yellow catfish)
Lineage: Eukaryota; Metazoa; Chordata; Actinopteri; Siluriformes; Bagridae
Exons: 4
Coding region: 168-881 (237 amino acids)
Source: RefSeq, a predicted model, not a curated record
UACACACUCAAGCCUCUUACAGCAGUUACUCUUGGCGUUACAUAAACAGAUGAACGACAGAGUGAAAGUGAAAGGGCUUUUAUCAGACUUCCUGUGUCUUCAUACCUCUCAGUCCGAUUCUGCACAAAGCACAAAGCAAACGUUUGUUUCGGCUUUAAUUCGACUUCAUGAUGACUCGUGCACUCAGGGUCUCCUUUAUGGUUCUUGGGAACACCAUGAACACCCACAAGCUCUUUAUGGACAAGCUCAAGUCCAAAGUGAAGCUACAUGAAGUGUCCUCAAGGGAACAAAGUGACGUCAUCAUAGCUUUUGUACCGAUCGUGUCUCGAGCUGGAACGGACAUUCAAGCUGCUCUUGACCAGAUUCCGAAAGGACUUCCACACCAGCGCAUCAUUCUGGUGUCUCUACACCACACAUUUAAUCCUAGUUACAUCGCUCCAGACAGCAGACACUCUGUUAAAAGGAGUGACGUGUUUGCUGUGGAUUGUCUCUUUUAUGAAGGCAAGGGACUGCUGGACUCCCAGUGCAAUGACAAGGCACUGAAAAGAGUAAUAAAUCACCUCGGAGGAGAAACGCCACAAGAUAAUGCCUCUCUCUGUCCAAGUGUUGUGGACAACGAUAAACUGAUUUGUUGGAUAAUGACUGAGCUGAUCCUCCUCUUUGUUGGUUGUUUUUUGCCAGAAGGAUACAGCUUCUUCAUGUUUUUUAUGACUGAGAAUUUUCUGCUGAUUAUCGUGGUUGUCAUCCUGAAUUGCUGGAGCUGUAGCAAGUCGCCUUUUUUGACUUUUCUUUUUAUAAAUAUUGGGUUCCUUUUCAUAACCAUCGUUAAGAGCAGCAUGACUUCGAAUCAAGAUUCACAUAAUCAUUACAACAGAAAUUAAAAUGAGUAAUAAGGAAAAUUCUCCAAGUUUUGAUAUGUGAUUGAAAUUUAUGUGUGUAAACUGUAAAAUCUCAAUAGACUGAGAAUAACUCUAUGGUCCAGUUACUGAGUUACUUAACAUAACUGAACGUAGACGAUGAUAAUGAUGAUAAACAGAUAUUAUUUUGCCUGAUAUUGUCUGUGUAUGUUCUGGUUUAAACAACUGAAGUCUUGAUGAUACUCAAAAAAAAAAAAGAAGCAUGUAUCUGCUCGAUAAUAAAUUAGAGGAAUGAGAAACAAAAA